ACGAGCGGAUCACUUCGUAACGGUUGCUCGAUGGAAUUAACGACGCCUCGGUACUUCGUCGACGAUACGUUUUCUAUACGAGGCUGGAAAUUUCAAACGCGUAGCUGCUUCCUAAACGGCGAUUGUAUUUUUUAACGGUACGCUGUCGCGAAAGAAAACGCAACCGCGAAGCUUGCACGCUCGCGGGAACUCGACGAUGUAGCGCUUCGAUGGACGAAACCAAAACAGCUGCUCAUCGCGGAUUAAAGGACCACUAACGAGUUACGGUCAUGAGAUAUUAAGCGACAAAUUUACGGAUCCCAACGGCUCGGUGUCGACCUCGUUUAAAAUUAAACCGAACCUGGUCACCAGAGGAAAGAACUUUCUUACGUGGAAAUGGGAACCGAUCCAUCGAUCGUGGCUCUCGGUAUCGUACAACAAGGUUCGCAGGAAUUUGUCACCGAGGUUAUUGCCGGCCUCGAAAUGUGUCAAUGACACGGUGCCGCACGUGAUUAUCACCAAGGCACCAUUAUUAUUCUAGAUGAACUCGCGUGCGUGCUAUUGACAUCGGCAGCCUUCACCGCGUACGAGGCUCGACGAUCGACAAUGACUUUGAGAGAUCGUUAAACGUUUGAGAGUUUCGUCGAAGACGGCAUAAUCGAUAGAUUCUCGUGCAUAAGAGGAUUCAAAAUAUUGGCUUAACGCCAAAGAUGAGGACGACAAGACUCUCGGGCAAGUGUAACGCAGCCAAAAUAAGCACCAGCAAAAAGACGAGUGAACGCGGUCGCGUAAAGCUAGCUCUACGAGAGCGUCAUCGCGUUCGUGAGUACCUAUCGACACUGGGAUCACGAGUCCUGAUGACAAAAACCUACAAAAUGAAUCGAACGCGUCUCGAGCUGGCCGUCGACGCGAUACCGUGUCUCGUUCGAAGAUAGUUAACGCGAUCGUGUUUCUCAAACGGCCGAACAAGAGUCGGAAAAACAUUUCCGUGGAGCUGUUUGAACGGGGACCCGAGGGGGAAGAGCCGUUUCCACGAUCGCGGCAACAUGUUACAACGAAUAGAGGACGAUCAAUCUGUUUAACGUCGUUUCGACCGCUGGCCGUGUUUACAGUACUCGAUGAAGCCUGCUGGAUCGUCGAUGGCGUGGAAUCGAGGGAACAAAGUGACAACGAGCAACGAGACCGUCUCCAGGAGGACUUCUUUGUCCAGUGGAAUCAAGUACGACAUCGGAGACAGCGUGCUUCUAUCUACGGUGCAACGGAACGCUCGCCAAAAAGCAAGACGGAUUGUCGAGGAGAGCUGGCAGGUAAACGGUCUCCAGUCCGCGCGGGUAAAGUGCAACUCUUCGCUAAAGGGCAGUACCUGCAAAGUGAACAACUACAGCAUCGUCGCCUCUAGGGGAGAGCUCGCUCGAAAUAACUGCGCGGCGAGAGAGACGCCGGCGCCGUGCAUCGUUAACAAGAAGAGCAGGGCGAUCCUCGACGCGAGCACCCGCGCCAAACGCCGUGAUAGCUUUCUCGACGAGGAGUUCUCGGCCAAACAGCUCCCCCAGGACGCCGCAGGAUCGAACGACCUCGGAAGGAUACAGAAAGCCAUUCGCAAGUCGUUCUCCGUUCCUAUAAAUCUAACAGAAGGCCUUUCAGCGGCGGAGAAGACGAGACGAAGGGCGACCGAGGAGGGUAUUCUGAAAAGGUCUUCGGCUUUUUUGGCGAAUCUCACCCACUCCGCGAGCAGAAUCGCGAACGGUUCCUCGAAACAAGAGAAACCCUGCUCGAACGCGUACCGUUCGGGCGCCUCGCCUAAAUACUCUACUCUGAAGGGAUACUUCUCGAUCCUGAGCAGCGUCCCUAGCGACCAGCAGCCACCACUGCGACGCUCGCCGAGCUUUCAAACGCUGCCGGUCGAAAGGAAGAAGAAAAGCCCCGCUCGCGUGAAGAAAUCCGUGUCGUUCAGUUCGGACACGAGCUUCGAGGAAAAACGCUUGCCUUUCAAAAGAACCGCUGUUCACGACGUCAAGGUCUACCACAAGGGAGUCUUGCAAGAUCGCAGCGCGCUCGACGAUAAGAUCGUAAAAGUGCCACCGUCGUGGGAAACACCCUCCGAGGGCCGUUCGGCCCUUCUGAGGGCGGCCAGGGAUGCCGACGACACGGCUCUCCAUCAGAUCGCCGCACGGGUCCGAAAAUUUGGAUUCGGCGACAUGGACGUUAACGUGGUCGAUAGCAGCGGCAGGACCGCCAUAAGCUACAUGGCUGGGAACGGUGCCUCGGCGAUGUUGGAGCUGGCUCUGUCGUGCGAGGGGGUGGAUCCGAAUAUUCCCGACAACGAAGGCAACACGCCUCUACAUUUCGCCGCGCAAGCGGGCCAAACGGAAUGUCUGAACAUACUCCUCCAAAGGUGCCAGGACAUCGAGGUCGACGCUAGAAACGCGUCGGGUUUCACCCCGUUGAUGAAGGCAGCCCUUCAAGGGAGGACCAAGUGCGCUAAAAUUCUCUUGUUCGCCGGGGCGAAUCCAACCUUGAGAGACCACGGGAGAGGAUUAAGGGCGGAACAGUGGGCCAGAUUCUGCGGAAGAUACGUUUGCGCCGAGGUGAUCGAGAGGUUCGCCAGGCACCGGCUUUUGGAAAGGUCCACGUCGUGUCGAUGGGGCAGCGAGCCCGAAUUAGCGGCCAAAGUACUGCAGGGGAAGUUGAUGCCCAUUCCUACGGCUCCCAUGCAACCGCCGUCCUCGGGGCUGAAAUCGAAGAUAAGAAGGGUCUUUCGGACCACUUCUGGACCAAAUCGAAAUUUCUCGCUGGUUUCGCAGCUGACCAGCGCGGCCCUUUGCGCCAGCAGUCCCGCUUUACCGAAAGCCAGCGAAGUCCCUCCCGUGGUGAAAAGUCUUCUUCGACCUCUGAGCGUCCCGCAGUUAAGAGUGACGCUAGUAUCCCCGCAAGACUUUAUCGAGCAGUCCAAGGACAAGUUUGGAUCGAAUUUCACGGAAAAGAUCGAGAACGCGGCGGUGAAGCCAUCGCGGUCGAAGAAGAAGAACAAAUAGAUGGAUAAAAUUAAUUAGAAAAUUGGCUAGCGAA
Messenger RNA from Colletes gigas, 3048 nucleotides. RefSeq lists its product as uncharacterized. The transcript is spliced from 11 exons. The record is from RefSeq and is a predicted model, not a curated record. Lineage: Eukaryota; Metazoa; Arthropoda; Insecta; Hymenoptera; Colletidae. Bases 1098 to 3014 code for a protein of 638 amino acids. Gene Ontology annotation, molecular function: protein binding.